This is a messenger RNA of Lachancea fermentati, 1131 nucleotides long. The record is from the annotation of a GenBank genome assembly. NCBI's taxonomy places the organism in Eukaryota, Fungi, Ascomycota, Saccharomycetes, Saccharomycetales, Saccharomycetaceae.
AUGCUGAAGGUGGUACCGAGAACCUUUUCGAGAUUACUUAACACAGUAGGAUCAAAAAGGCCUCCCUUCUAUGAAGUCUUUCCUCAAAAGAAAAUGGUAAACAGGUUACUUUUCGAACUUGAUAGCAGACUUAGUUUUGCUAAACUUUACCCAGUUUAUGAGAAUAUUUACAAUACCAUGGAUAAUCCAUCUUCAAAAGAGGUGGCAACUACAAAUAUAACUGCACUCGACAUGAUGACGAUGAAGAAGGUACUUGAAAAGGUAAGACACCGAACGAAAAGCGUAAACAAAAACCUGCUAGCUUUAGAGAAUGAAAUUUUAGAUCGAGCUGCUGAAAUGGGUGACAACGAUGCAAUAAGCCUGCUCGCGUACAAUGUCUUGAAAGCGCCUGAAAAAAAUACCAAUGAAGACGUGAAGUACGCAAAAAAACUAAUUAAGGAACUUUACGAGCUCAAGCAUCCUCUGACAAUCAAGUUGGCGGGCGAUUUGGCUUUAAAAAAAAAGGAUUAUACAAAUGCUGAGCGAUAUUACAAGGAAUUCAUAGCUCUAGAAGAUGAUACAUUCCUUGCUGGUGAAGUUUAUCAGCAGUUAGGAAUUAUUUAUUUCGGUGUUCCUGAGGUUGCUAAGGCAGAACAGAGUUUUCUAAAAAGCAUUAAGCUUUGUCCUAUUGAAUUUGUUGUUCACUCCUACUUUUAUUUGGGCCAAAUAUACAUGAAUUCAGAACCCUUAAAGGCCAGAUCCUUGAUGGAAGGUGCAGCAACGGAGGGCUUUCGCGAAUCCUUUAAAACUCUAGGAUUUCUUGAAAUGCAUUACUUUGGAGAAUUGCACAAAGCCAUGGAAUGGUUCAAGCUUGGUAUGGAGUUAUUUGAGUUUGAGUGCUUUAUUGGGUAUUUUGAUUGUUCCAUAAAAUUGAAAGAAUGGGGGAAAGCAAAGAAAUGUCUCAAAUCGAUGAAGUUGCUUGCAGAUUCUAACCAAGUUUAUGAAAGUCUUUUUAAAGAAUUCGUCAAUUCGCGAUCAGAUAGAAUAAAAAAACUCGAACGUUACUCGACCAAUAUAGUUGCAGAUUCCCAGCAACUCUUGAAAUCAGCUGCAUAUCAAGCGCCAACUCAAGAAAAUACAUGGAACCUAUGA